Molecule: messenger RNA, 1602 nt
Organism: Rotaria sp. Silwood1
Lineage: Eukaryota; Metazoa; Rotifera; Eurotatoria; Philodinida; Philodinidae
Source: the annotation of a GenBank genome assembly
AUGUAUUUGGAUUCAACAUGUUCCAGUUCGGACCAAGCACCUGAUGAAAAUCAUCAUAAAUCUGAAAAUACUGCUGUUACAGAUGUCGAUAUUGAAGAGCUUGAAAAUCUUUUACCGUGUAUUAAACAAACUCCAACUGAUUAUGAAUUACGACUAAAAAAAGCCUGUCAACAACUUUUACAGCAUCCUUGCAGUGUUAUUUCAACGUUAUCUUUAGUUAAAAAAAUUGAUAGGGAAGCAGCAAAUUUACUUGUGGAUGAAUGUCUAUUACUGUUUAGUGAUGAUUUAUUUAAAGCUGAUAGUCAUCUGGAUCUUGAAGGCUACACUAAAUACAUACCGAAUACUAUAGAUUUAAUAUUUAUUAACCGUCUGCUUCAUUACAAAGUCGAUCCGACAUUAUAUGUUACGAACAUUAGUAUUCCACAAGUGUGGAAAUUCUACUUAUCUGACAACGCCAUCAUUCUCUUACGUUCUAUGAAGUUCUAUCAAAAAAUUUUAGAUUCAACACCACUUGAAUCAUUUGAUAAUCUUCAAUCUAUGAAUUAUCCAAAUAAUGAUCAAAACGAAAAUUCUUCAUUAGUUUUAAAUGAUCAAUUAUGGAAUGAACGAUCACAACAUUGUAAAUUAUCACAUCAACGAAAAUUUUGUUCUAUCUGUGAAUUAACAAAAAUGAUGUUCUCAAUGCAUCCGUCAUUAACAAACACACCUAUUGAAUCACAUUGUCUUAUUACUCCAUCAGCAGAUUCUAUUAGAGCUCAUGUACAUUUAAUAUCACCUGUUUUUAAUAUUGGGGAACAAGAAGAUGUUAGUGAAUUUAUUAUUACUUUGUUCGAUCAUUUUAUUUGUUGUUUACCAUCACAUCUGUCAAUAUCAUCUACUCUUUCUUUGGAAUCAACGAUUAUUGAUCAAAUAUUUAAUAUUAAGCUUCUUUCAUCUGGACAAUGUCCAUCGUGCUUAUAUAGUUUCAAAAAAAAAGAAACUACUAAUAUGUUAAUAAUCGAAAUCAAUAAUUUGAACAAUUUAACUGAUGCACUUGCACAUUUCUUUGAUCGAGAAGAAGUAAGCUCCUUUACGUGUAGUAAUUGUUGUAAAUGUGUAAAACUCGACAAACGUAUUACUAUUAAUGAACUAUCACCAAUAUUAAUUAUAAAUUUUAAACGAUGUCGUGUCUCAUUCGAUUCAACUGAAAAGCUUUCACAUCAAGUGAAUUACAAUGAACUGCUAGAUGUUUUUCCUUAUAUGACGUCUUAUUCAGUUGCUUCAAGCGAUAAAACUGAAAACAUCGAUUCAUCAAAUAACUUUUUUUACAAAUUGUACGCCAUCAUCAAUCAUAUAGGUGAUGAUCUUAACAGUGGUCAUUAUUAUUGUUAUGUUCGAUCAGUAGACAACCUUUGGUUUCUUGUUGAUGAUGUACACUGCCGAACCGUAUCUUCAGCUGAAGUUUUAAACCAUCCACAAGCUUUAAUGCUAUUUUAUGGUAAAGUAUUUUAUACGUCCAAAACAAUAGAUACGUCAUUUCAACAAAUACCACAUCCAUUAACAUCUGUAAUAACAGAAAGCAACAUUAACUUGGAUUCUUCUAUUUCAAGUUCAUCUGUAUGA